Messenger RNA from Eruca vesicaria subsp. sativa (arugula), 261 nucleotides. The record is from the annotation of a GenBank genome assembly. Lineage: Eukaryota; Viridiplantae; Streptophyta; Magnoliopsida; Brassicales; Brassicaceae.
AUGGCUGGAGGCAAGAUAAGGAAGGAGAAGCCCAAGGCACCAUCAAACCAUUACCAAGGAGGAGUCUCCUUCCACAAAUCGAGAGGACAACAUAUCCUCAAGAACCCUCUCCUCGUCGAUUCAAUCAUCGGUCCAGGUACUGGUAACCUGACGAAGAAGCUUCUGGAAGCUGGUAAAGAAGUCAUCGCUGUGGAACUCGAUUCUCGUAUGGUCUCGAGCUUCAACGCCGUUUCCAAGGAACUCCUUAUUCUAACCGCUUAA